ACUUGCGUUCAGCGUGCAAACUCCUACACAUUGCCACCAUGAAGCUUUCCGUUGUUGCUUGUGCCCUCCUUGCCUCUUCUGCAGCUGCGUUUGCUCCUGCGGCUAGCCAGCGUUCCAGCACCUCCUUGAACAUGGACCGGCGUGCUGCGUUCGGUGCGAUUGUCGCCGGAGCAGCGGUUGUUGCCACCGCACCCAACGCUGCUUUUGCGGACGGAGCCGUUUCUGGAGCCACCGUCCAAAAAGCUCGUACGGUAUACGGUGGACGUAUCGCGGAGUUGAAGGAGGCCGUUAAUAAGGGAGACUUUGGCGCUGUUGCGAACGAAAAGAGCGCCUUUGUUCUUUUUAACUCUGGCGCCUACCCCACAUCCAAGUCGAAGGAAGAGAAGAAAGCCGCCAUUUCGUCCACUAACAAGAUCUUUGCUGCUGUCAAGGCUGGCGACAAGGCUGCCUUGAAGUCGGCCUACGAUGAAUAUGUCAAGACCAACGACAUCAAGCCUUUCCCAAAGGUUGACCCCAAGAAUGGCCAGGGGUACUCGAGUGACUACGAUUACCGAGUCCGUACUCCGGCUGCCGCUAUUUACGUCCGUUAGAAAGAAAUAAUCAGGAUCAAAAUUUGGUUCGGAUUGCCUUCCUCUGACAAAAAUACUUUUUAGCGAUACCGCUUGGAUCGCGUGUCCUUGGUACUGGAGUCUUUCGUUUUCGUUUCGAAGCAACUAGUAGAAUAAUGCCAACAUAGAAGCUAGUUACGACGACGA
Phaeodactylum tricornutum CCAP 1055/1 is the source of this 755-nucleotide messenger RNA. RefSeq lists its product with no specific name. The transcript is spliced from 2 exons. The coding region runs from base 39 to 590 and encodes 183 amino acids. Lineage: Eukaryota; Bacillariophyta; Bacillariophyceae; Surirellales; Neidiaceae. The record is from RefSeq and is a predicted model, not a curated record.